Molecule: messenger RNA, 2967 nt
Organism: Erigeron canadensis
Lineage: Eukaryota; Viridiplantae; Streptophyta; Magnoliopsida; Asterales; Asteraceae
Exons: 4
Coding region: 1-2967 (988 amino acids)
Biological process (GO): telomere maintenance; DNA repair
Molecular function (GO): DNA helicase activity
Source: RefSeq, a predicted model, not a curated record
AUGUAUGGGCCAUGUGGUAUUGCAAAACCAGAUUCUCGGUGCAUGAAGUUAGGUCGUUGCUCGAAGAAGUUUCCAAAAAAACAUGAGGAAACUACAUGCUUUGACAAGAACGGUUACGCACGAUAUAAGAGACGACAGACAACACGCGUUGUUAAAAAUGGCGUGCCCUUAGAUAACUGUUUCGUUGUUCACUACAAUCGAUGUUUGUGUUUGCAUUUCGAGGCACACAUAAACGUUGACUAUUGUCGCUGGAGUAUGCUGGUAAAGUACUUAUUUAAGUACAUAUCGAAAGGACCAGAUCGCAUACGCUAUGCAAUAUCCAGACCUUCAACCACGUCAACUAACGAUAGAAUAGACACAACUCACGUCGAAAUAGAUGAAAUAAAAAACUUCAUUGACAGCCGUUUCAUCUGUCCUCAUGAGGCUGCCUGGAGAAUUCUUAAUUUUAAUAUACAUGAUAGGAAUCCACCUGUUCAAUUACUAGCAGUUCAUCUCAAGGACAUGGAAAAAGUAUAUUUCAAAGACAAGGACAGGCUAAAGAAUGUGGCAAGGAAUCCAUCUGCCGUGAAAACAACGCUUACUGAAUGGCUUCGUAAUAAUCAGUAUGACACGAGAGGUAGACAUCUAACUUAUAUCAACUACAUCUCUGAGUACCGAUGGGUCGUAUCUUCCAAAUACUGGACUCGCAGAUCAUCGACAAAGACCCCAGCCAUUGGGAGAAUGGUUUACGUGCAUCCGACAAGUGACGAUCUUUUCUACUUAAGAAUGUUACUAUCACAUCAAAAGGGAUGCCAAACGUUUGAAGACAUUUGUACAGUUGAUGGACAAGAAUGCAUUACAUACCGGGACGCAUGUGAAAAGCUAGGUUUACUUCAGGACGAUGACGAGUGGUUAACUGCCUUUAAUGAGGCUGCUUUAUGGGCAACUGCAAAAGAGCUAAGGACUUUGUUUACCCACAUGCUACUGUAUUGUGAGGUUUCAAACCCACGCAAAUUAUGGACUACGCAUUGGGAUAAGAUGGCAGAUGAUAUAGCUCAUACACAUGGCAUUAUCAAUUCAGAGGACUUGGAACAAUACGUGCUUUAUGAAAUAGAAUUGUUACUCCGAUCCUCUACUCCUACUUCGUCUUUAUCAGAGUUUGGCCUACCAUUACCUAAUCAGCAAUUACUUCUUUCUUUAAGAAAUAAACUCUUACUGGAAGAAAAAAAUUAUGACAGCAUGAAAUUAGCGAGUAGUAGCCAGGUCCUUGCUUUCGUGUAUGGCCACGGCGGAACUGGAAAGACAUAUCUAUGGAAAACUAUAAUUUCAGGGCUGCGAUCUGAUGGGAAAAUUGUCUUGGCAGUAGCUACCUCUCGUAUAGCAUCUUUGCUACUACCUUCUGGUAGAACGGCACAUUCUAGAUUCAAAAUUCCUUUAGACUAUGAGUCCACUUGCAACGUUAAAAAAAACACCCACCUAGCUCACUUACUGAUUCAAACGUCACUUAUUAUUUGGGAUGAGGCCCCGAUGAACGAUAGAAAGUGUUUCGAAUCUUUGGGCAGGACUCUCAAAGACCUUUUAAACAACAACAAACAGCCUUUUGGUGGCAAAUCAAUACUAUUAGGGGGAGACUUUAGGCAAACACUACCUGUUAAAAAAAGGGCUUCAAAACAUUCUAUCAUAGCGUCAUCAUUGCCUAAGUCUUACUUAUGGAGCAAAUUCAAAGUGUUUCUAUUAACUGAAAAUAUGCGCCUUCAAAGACCAGGUCUUAAUGCAGAAGAAAUCGCACAAAUCUCAAACUUCUCUUCAUGGCUACUAACAGUCGGAGACGGUAACAUUGGUAAACCUGAUGCGAAUGACUCCCAAAAUACAAAAGUUAUUGAAAUCCCUUCACAUUUCUUAAUACCUUUCCACCAAAAUGCACUUACUAAGCUAAUUGAAUUCAUAUAUGACGAGGACACAUUGCAAAAUCCAACCGCCACUAACCUUAGUACAAAAGCAAUAGUCUGUCCUAAGAAUGAAACUGCAGAUGACAUUAACUGUAAAGUGCUUGAUAUGACCCCAGGAACAACCAGAACUUACCUCAAUACGGACACAAUAGUUCCUCACACUGGAGACCAUAUAGACACUGAAAUCCUUUAUCCAACCGAAUAUCUCAAUCUUCUUACCUUUAAUGGAUUACCGCCACAUCAAUUACAACUGAAACUUAGCACCCCAAUAAUGUUGUUGCGCAACUUGAAUCAGACUGAAGGUUUAUGUAAUGGAACACGACUAAUAGUAACACAGCUACUGCCCAAAGUUAUCGAGGCACAAGUAAUAACAGGAACAAUGAUAGGUCACCGUGUGUACAUUCCGCGUAUAACUUUAACCUACACAGACAAAGACCUGCCAUUUCUAUUCAAAAGAAAGCAAUUUCCAAUAAGGUUGUGUUAUGCAAUGACUAUAAACAAAAGCCAAGGACAGUCGUUAAAUAAAAUAGGAGUUUACUUGCCACAACCAGUUUUUAGUCAUGGACAACUAUACGUAGCUUUAUCACGUGCUACUAGCCCAUCAUCGUUAAAAAUUUUGCUUAUUCCUGAAGAUAAAAACAGCCCAAACGAAACAAAAAACAUUGUAUAUUCUGACUUUCUGACAGAAAUAAAUACAUCACUCUCCAUGACUAUCAAACGCAUCAGUGAAAUCAAACCUUGCGAGCCAGCUGGCGAAGGAGAUGCUAUUGAAGCCUCGGCCAGCUCAGCGAAACAGAAAUACUAUGAUUCCAAGCUAAAGUUGAAUUCAUGCUAUGCUAUAUCGGGCUUUCUAUCAUUAGAAGCAAGGAAGACCAUGCAAGUAGUGAAACACCCAGCUACAAUCAGAUUAGGACAAACAGCGACAUUUGUGCCCAUUGAAGACCCUGACAUUCCUACCUAUCACUACAACUUUGCAACCCGUGAACAGCUACAAGAACGACUAUAUAAUAAUACAGUCUUAACUGGUAAACUCUAUUAG